Molecule: messenger RNA, 518 nt
Organism: Hyaena hyaena (striped hyena)
Lineage: Eukaryota; Metazoa; Chordata; Mammalia; Carnivora; Hyaenidae
Product: cytochrome c oxidase subunit 6B1
Exons: 4
Coding region: 120-380 (86 amino acids)
Cellular component (GO): mitochondrion; respiratory chain complex IV; mitochondrial inner membrane
Source: RefSeq, a predicted model, not a curated record
CGUUGACUCGCUCCGCUUCCGGCCGGUCUCAAUUCCGCUUCCGCUCCGACUCUGGCGUCUUUGCUGAGGGUCACAUUGAACUGCGAGGUGCUUCGGGGGUGUCUUUCGGACUCUGCAAAAUGGCAGAAGACAUCAAGACCAAAAUCAAGAACUACCAGACUGCUCCUUUUGACAGCCGCUUCCCCAACCAGAACCAGACCAGAAACUGCUGGCAGAAUUACCUGGACUUCCACCGCUGCGAGAAGGCGAUGACUGCUAAAGGGGGGGAUGUCUCCGUGUGCGAAUGGUACCGGCGUGUGUACAAGUCCCUCUGCCCCAUAUCCUGGGUGUCAGCCUGGGACGACCGCCGGGCGGAAGGCACAUUUCCUGGAAAGAUUUGAACUGGCUCCACCCACCUCUCCUCUGAACUCCAUCCUUCUCCCAGGGUGGUAAAGGGGGACCUGGGUACAUGGUGAUCCCCACCCUGGGAUCCUGAAUCAUGGCUUAACUAUUAAUAAAUACUCGUUGGAAAAGUGUAA